Pelagomonas calceolata is the source of this 1321-nucleotide messenger RNA. The record is from the annotation of a GenBank genome assembly. NCBI's taxonomy places the organism in Eukaryota, Pelagophyceae, Pelagomonadales, Pelagomonadaceae.
GUGAGUCCCCUGGAGCUAGUAUGCCAGCAGAGUGCCAGCUGAGGAGAGGCUGGGCAGGCAAUAAAGCGCGAGAUCAUUGCGCUGAGCACAAAUUUGGUUGCCCAGUGCUCACAUUACUCGAAAAAAACGUUCCCCGCUUGUGCGUGCAAAACCAUUGCUCCAAAAGCACUGCAUAUUGGUCAAAGACACCCACUGCAGCAAAGCAAAGCUCAUGACACGGAUGCGUUGCCGCUGGACACUGAUCACUACAGCCUCGGCACUCGCGCCGCGCUGGCAGCCGCGGUCACUGGGACAGACGGACCUAAAAACCCAAGUGCCGCUCGGCAUCGGCACGUGGCAGGCGGGUAACAGGCUGCUCUACGACUACUCGCCGGCGCGCGACGCCGCGCUGCUCGAGGCGUGGAGCUCAGCGGCCAAAAAUGGCGUCUCCUACUUCGAUAGCGGCGACUCCUACGGCACGGGCGAGCUCGAAGGCAACGCGGAGAGCCUGCUCGGGCGGUUUUCAGAGACAACAGCGAACGUGUGCGUCCACACGAAGCUCGCGACGUACCCCUGGCGGCUGAGAGCCGAGGACUUCGUCGCGGCCUGCGAGGAAUCAGGGAGGCGCACCGGCGGCGUCGCGCUCGUCGGCCAGCACUGGUCCGCCGAGUCCUACGGCCUCGGCUUCCUGCAGGACCCGGCCGUAUAUAGGGGCCUCGCGGCGUGCGUGACCCGCGGCCUCGCCCGGGGCGUCGGCCUGUCGAACCUGGGCCCGCGGGGCCUGCGCCGCGGCGUCGACGCCGUCAACGCGGCGGGCGCGCCCGUGGCGACGCACCAGACCCAGUUCUCUCUAUUGUGCCGCGCGCCGCUCGAGGACGGCUCCUUCGACGUCGCGGACGACUGCGGCGUCACGUCCGUGGGCUACUCGCCGCUCUGCCUCGGGCUCCUGAGCGGGAGGUACACGGCGGCCUACGCGGCGGCGCUCGGCCGGCGCGGCGCGGACGCGUCAAGGCUCCCGAACGGCAUCCGCGGCUUUUUGUUUAGAACACAGCUGCCGAAGCUCGCCGACCUCCUCGGCGCGCUCGAGGCCGUCGCGAACGAGAAAGGCGCGACCGUCGGCCAGGUGUCGCUCGCCUGGUGCCUCCGCGCGCGCGGCCGUGACAAGGCGCCGCCGCUCGCGCUCGUCGGCGCGCGCACGCCCGACAUGGUCCGCGACGCGCUCGGCGCGCUACGCCUCGACCUAUCGCCGAGCGACGUCGAAAGCCUCGCGGCGACGGCGGCGCGGUGCCCGCAGGCGCAGGUGAACGCGUUCCAGACGAAGUAGUAAUUUGUUGUUCCUGUC